UUCAAAUGUUUUUAUUCUCUUAAUUCAAUUUGCUGUUUUUUUUUCAGUUUUCCUCUGUUGUCGAUGCCGAUGGGACCAAUGAUCCUGAUGGAUAAUCAAAUGAAUGGGCCAAUAUAUCAUAAUCAACAUCACAUACAUCCAGGACCACCACCGCCAAAUGGUUUGCCACUUCUUGCCGCUGGUCAUACUUCUUUAAAUCAGACGACUACAUCAAAUGGCCAACCAACAUUGAUGACAUCGUCAAUGAAUAGGUCACAAAGAUGCGGGGUGUGCAGAGGAUGUCAAUGUAAACCAUGUGGUCAAUGCACGUAUUGUCAAGAUAGUCCUCAAUUUGGUGGACCUGGUGUAAAAAAGCAGUCUUGUAUCGAACGCCGAUGCCUUCGCGUUCUAGAAAACCGGUUACAACGUGAUGCACCAUCAUUCAAAGCUCGUGUAGGUUGCAAUAACUGUGAGGAUUGCCGAUUGCCCGAUUGUCUUGGAUGCCUUGUUUGUCUUGAUAAAAGAUUUUUCGAUAAUCGCUAUAUGACUGGUGCUAUGUGCGCAAAAAAGCGUUGCAAUAAUGCGACAAGCAUAGAACUUCCGGCCACGCAAAAUGCCGAACUGCGACAGGUAAUGAUAAUUUCAUUAGGAAUUUAA
Molecule: messenger RNA, 636 nt
Organism: Dracunculus medinensis (Guinea worm)
Lineage: Eukaryota; Metazoa; Nematoda; Chromadorea; Rhabditida; Dracunculidae
Source: the annotation of a GenBank genome assembly